GCCUCCUCUCUGCUCGGAUUGCAUCAUCACCUCCGCGACGGCGCUUCCUUUCUAGGCUGUAUUGUGUCCAGGAAAAUGGCGGCGGGGAUCGGCAAGCACAAGCUGCUGAACGCGGGACCCACCGAGCCAUGGUCCAUCCGGGAGAAGCUGUGCCUUGCCUCCUCAGUCAUGCGCAGCGGCGACCAGAACUGGGUGUCUGUAAGCCGCGCCAUCAAACCAUUUGCAGAACCAGGGCGCCCUCCUGAUUGGUUCUCACAGAAGCAUUGUGCCUCGCAGUACUCGGAGCUUUUGGAAACCACAGAGACCCCAAAACGGAAACGAGGGGAACGAGGAGAGGUUGUGGAGACCGUAGAAGAUGUAAUUGUACGGAAACUGACAGCAGAAAGAAUUGAGGAACUGAAAAAGUUGAUAAAAGACACGCAGGAGAAAUACAGGAAGUUGAAAAAGGAAGCAGAACUGAUUCAGAGUGGCCACAGGGACAGCAAGCUUGAAGACCUGUGGAAUGACAUUGUGGCCAAGAAGAAACAAGAGGAAGAGGAAGCCGAGCUGAAGAGAAAGACUACAGAUGCUGCUUACCAAGCUCGCCAGGCAGCUAAGAACAUUCCUCGAAGAUCUUCAACUGCAAUAGGCCGUUCGUCUGUUGGCUCAUCAUCUCCCGGUGGAGAGUUUGGCCUUGGAGACCUGACACCAAGCAGCACAGAGGAGGGAAGUGUGGGGGUAAGUGUGGGGUCUUUACCAAGCACCCCAGUCUCCUCCUCCUUCAUUGGCAUUCCUGAUACCCCUCCUCCUCUUCCUGCCCCUUUGGAAUCCCCGUUGACCCCUGUGAUGGACGACUCUCCCCAGAAAAAGACGGGACAGAAAGCAACUCCGCCCCCCUCCCCGCUGUUAUCGGAGCUUCUGAAGAAAGGCAGUCUGUUGCCCACGAGUCCCUGUCUGGUCAAUGAAGGGGAAAUGGCUUUAGCGUCUAAUCAUAUUUCUGGAUCAAGUGUCCUAAUGGAUGUUGGAGUUCUCCCCAAUCUGCAUGGAGGUGAGAUGCACCCUGUUCCAGGCACAAUACCUGCAUCUCCAGCAGCAUCGGGUGCUCCCACUCUUUCCCGGCUUCUAGAAGCUGGUCCUGCACACUUCGCUACAUCUCUCGCUUCCUUCUCUGCUCCUGCUGCAAGUGAAUCUCCGUCUAAAUCUUUGCUGACCCCUAUAGAAUCCCAGGCUACCAUUAUUAUGAUGUCAGCCCUGCCAAUGACUGCAGCUGUCCCAGUGGCCCAACAGGAGGAUAACGACUCUACCUCCGAUCAACACACUGUAACCGUGUCCAUGGAUAGCAGUGACAUUUCUAUGAUCAUAGACUCCAUCAAUAAAGAAUGCUUGGCAAGUAGUGAUGGAAGCAUGCAAACUAAGGACGAAUCAUCUGAGAGCAAGGGAGAUUUGGACCUAGCAGAAAAGAUGGACAUUGCUGUAUCCUACACUGGGGAGGAAUUAGACUUCGAAACUGUUGGUGAUAUUAUUGCAAUAAUUGAAGACAAGGUGGAUGACCAUCCUGAGGUUCUAGAUGUAGCUGCAGUGGAGGCAGCCCUCUCAUUUUGUGAAGAGAAUGAUGACGCCCAAACGCUUUCUGGGCCUUGGGAUCAGCCUGUCCAAGAUCAUUCAGCAAAAUCGGAGAGCAUUGCACAGUCUCUUAUACCAAGGCCCAAAGAUCCAACCUGUGUCCAGACAGAUACACUAAUGAAUAUCAUGGAAAUGACUCCUGAAAUAAAAUCAGAACCUCCUGAGUCUGAAGUCCAGCCUGCCCAGUCAGAGGUGACCUCAAUUACUCCUCGCGCUACCUUUCAGCUUGAAAAGCCUGAAGAUGAGGUGAGAGGGACCACUUCAAAUGAGACAAUUAAAGAAGAGGAAGAAGAUCACCAGCUUAAAACUGAGACACCACAGUGUGAGAAUUACCCAAAUGAAGCAUAUCCUAGUGAAGAAGAUAAAGGAUCUGAAGAUAAUCCAGUGCUAAGUGAACCAGUUAAAGCAGAACCUAUAUCCAGCAGUAACAAGGACUCGCAAGCAGAGGAGGAAGAGGAGGAGGAAGAUGUCACAAGUGAAGUUGGCAGUCCAGAGGAGCCCAAGGAAGAAGAGGCUGGAGAAGAGUACCUGUCUGAGGUGGACAAUGAGCCACCAAUUAGUGAGAGUGAUGAUGGCUUUAGUAUUCAUAAUGCCCAGCUUCAAUCCCACACUCUUGCUGAUUCUAUUCCUAGCAGUCCAGCAUCUUCUCAGUUUUCUGUCUGUAGUGAAGAUCAAGAGGCUAUCCAAGCUCAGAAGAUUUGGAAAAAAGCUAUAAUGUUGGUGUGGCGAGCAGCAGCCAAUCACAGGUAUGCCAAUGUCUUUCUGCAGCCUGUAACAGAUGACAUUGCUCCUGGCUAUCACAGCAUUGUACAAAGGCCUAUGGAUCUUUCCACGAUAAAGAAAAAUAUUGAGACGGGUAUAAUUCGAACCACAGCUGAGUUUCAGAGAGACAUCAUGCUUAUGUUCCAGAAUGCUGUGAUGUAUAAUAGCUCUGAUCAUGACGUCUAUCAUAUGGCUGUGGAAAUGCAAAGGGAUGUAUUGGAACAAAUUCAGCAAUUUUUGGCCACGCAGCUGAUUAUGCAAACAUCCGAAUCUGGAAUAAGCGCUAAGAGCCUGAGGGGCCGAGAUUCUACACGCAAGCAGGAUGCCUCUGAAAAGACUCCUUUCUCUGAACAACAGACAAUAAACAGAUUCCCAGCCAUAUGUGAGCUUAACACAAGUCCAGAUCAGCACGAACUCCUAAAACUGAGAAUAAGUUGCCUUGGCUUCAAAGAGCUAUCAAGUGCAGAAGGACAGGCUAAAGAUAUUAAAUUGGAUUUAUCUACCACAAGCACAGAAGUUUUAAAAGUUUGCCAAUCUCUAACCCAAUCUGAGUCACAUAAUGAGAAAUUCACUGAGAGAGACAAUGAACUUGGCUCAGGUAAAAAGUUAGAGAAAAAUAUGGACUCCCAUAUUUGCGAUGGUAUCUGGAAGAGUGAAGAAGAAAAGACAUGUGAAAGUCAGCCUUUGGACACAGCAGAUGUAAGAAAGGAGUUUUUGGUGAGCUCUUCACAGGAUCCAACUGACAAUAAAGCAAGCAGUGACCCAGAAAACAUGAAAGAAGAUGAUCACCCACAGCAUUGCAAGUCUGUGUUGGAAAAUGAUCAUGGUUCUACCACUUUGAACAGUAUAAAUGAAAUCUGCAUUUAUGACAGGACAAAAUGUGUUAUACCCAAAAAUCUUCCACUUCUUAAAUUACUGCGUGUAAACACUAAAGUAUUCAAGGAAGAAGAAAUGUCUUUUAAAAAAAAGUUAACACCUGUAUGGAAGAUUAUAGCUACUCACAGAUAUGCAGGACCAUUCUUGAAGCCAGUGAGAGAAGGACAGGCUCCAGGAUAUACAGAGAUAGUUAAGCGGCCUAUGGACCUCAAAACAAUAAAACGUCGUUUAUCGCAAGGAUUAAUUAGGACAAAAGCAGAAUUCCAGAGAGAUGUCUUGCUAAUGCUUCAGAACUGCAUCAUGUACAAUAAUGUACAAUACACACUACACCAAAAAACAUUGGAGAUGCAAAGGGAUGUGCUGGAGAUUCUACAGGUUCUAAAUCUGCAGAUAUACCAAAGAUAUAAGACAAGCAACUGACAAUGGAUUGAGAAACCAUAUUUUUCAAUUCUCUUUCAUGCAUAAUUCUGAAUUCUUCAACCGAAAUAUAACUAAUCUGAGCUGAAUUCUGCUUCUAUCCAGAGUUUCUGCUGUAGAUAUUGAAUGUCAGUUCACACAGUUACAACAUUGUUAAUGUUCUACCUAUUUUCUGUAAACAAUCAAUUGUAUAUACACUGAGGGCUGCACCGCGAGUUAGAUGCUCAUGUAUGUAUUUGUAUUAGGCUGUAUUCACACCUAACACAUGUUCACCACAAUACACUGUAUACAGUACAUGUGUUGUCAUUCAUUCAGGCAUUUACAACACACUUAUACACAGUAUAAAGUAAUCUCCUACACUUCAGAAAAAUGCACUGUGUGUUGUACAGUAGUGAGCUGCACCAGCUAAAAGUGUUUCUGUCUUGAGGUUCUUUAAAGCUGAAGUCCAUGUUUCCUGACAUUUUAAAUAGUUAAUAUUAGGGUUAGUCUGGACCAAACAAACUAUUUCCAUAACGAAGUUGUGUGGCCACCCUCAGCACUGUAAAAUAUUGUGGUAGAUACAGCCACACACAAUUUGCAGUGCUGUGUUACUGCAGAAGUACGGAGAUUUCCCCUCUGCUGCCGGUACAGGAUCAAACAGGGCUGAGUGCUUCUCAGCCAUUCAGAGGAAGCCUUGUAUUUUUAUGAAUGAAUUCAAGGCUUUCUCCGAUUGGCUGAAGUGAAGAUUGUGACAUCAUCCGCCCGCCUCUCCAUCUUGGGCAAGUAGAGGAAGAUUUGUAUUCAUUCAUAAAAAUACAAGGCUUCCUCUGAAUGGCUGAGAAGCAUUCAUCCCCACUCGAUUUUGUUCACAAACGGAAAAGAAAUUUGAGAACAAUUUCAGCUAUUUCAUGCUCUGCCUGAAAGUAAAAAAAAAUAUCCAAAACUGGACAUUGACUGGAACCUAAAGCCUAAGUCUAGGUUUCCUGAUAUUUUAAAUAAUUUGUUUGAAACCUAGACUUAGGCUUUAGGUUUCAUUCAAAUUAAUGGGCUUCUAUAGUAUAUCACUCAUCAAUGCACAGAAUGUACACAUAAAUGUGAAUGAAGCCCUAGACAUUUUAU
Molecule: messenger RNA, 4755 nt
Organism: Rana temporaria (common frog)
Lineage: Eukaryota; Metazoa; Chordata; Amphibia; Anura; Ranidae
Gene: BRD8
Product: bromodomain containing 8
Exons: 27
Coding region: 76-3660 (1194 amino acids)
Cellular component (GO): NuA4 histone acetyltransferase complex
Molecular function (GO): protein binding
Source: RefSeq, a predicted model, not a curated record